AUGGAUAAAACAUUUGCCUGCAGCUCGUACAAAUGGGGUUCUGACUGUGAGGAGACCUGUGGUCAGUGUCAUGACGGAGCUGUCUGCGAUCUGGUCAGUGGCGAAUGUCCCACGGGGAAUCCCCGCUGUGCCACAGGACACAUAGGACCUCGCUGUACACCAUGUGACCCUGGCACGUGGGGAAAUAACUGUGUACUUACCUGUAGUGAGAACUGUGUCAAGCUCACCUGUAACGUUACCACUGGUGUCUGUGAUGGAGGAUGUAAUUCUGGUUACACAGGGGGGCGCUGUGGGACAGUGAGAACUGUGUCAAGCUCACCUGUAACGUUACCACUGGUGUCUGUGAUGGAGGAUGUAAUUCUGGUUACACAGGGGGGCGUUGUGGGACAGGUAACAUACCCAGGGUCACGGGGAAAUAACUGUGUACUUACCUGUAGUGAGAACUGUGUCAAGCUCACCUGUAACGUUACUACUGGUGUCUGUGAUGGAGGAUGUAAUUCUGGUUACACAGGAGGGCGCUGUGGGACAGUGAGAACUGUGUCAAGCUCACCUGUAACGUUACUACUGGUGUAUGUGAUGGAGGAUGUAAUUCUGGUUACACAGGAGGGCGCUGUGGGACAGGUAACAUACCCAGGGUCACGGGGAAAUAACUGUGCACUUACCUGUAUUGAGAGCUGUGUCAAGCUCACCUGUAACGUUACUACUGGUGUAUGUGAUGGAGGAUGUAAUUCUGGUUACACAGGAGGGCGCUGUGGGACAGGUAACAUACCCAGGGUCACGGGGAAAUAA
This is a messenger RNA of Liolophura sinensis, 789 nucleotides long. Its product is annotated as scavenger receptor class F member 1-like. Gene Ontology annotation, molecular function: scavenger receptor activity. The record is from RefSeq and is a predicted model, not a curated record. Lineage: Eukaryota; Metazoa; Mollusca; Polyplacophora; Chitonida; Chitonidae. The transcript has 5 exons. Bases 1 to 789 code for a protein of 262 amino acids.